AUGCAGCGCCAGACUCUGCGGCCCAUCGUGCAGCGGUUCCUUGGAUCGUCGCCCUUCGUCUCGAUCUCGAUCUCGACCUCGACCUCCGCUCUGCGUCUCUUCUCCUCCGGCCGCAGCAGGAUGAGUGCCAAACUCAAGCCGGCGUCGCGGUUCUCCGACAGCCGCAAGGAUGUGUGGUCGAUCAUCAACGAGGCGGCAGCAGCGUCGCCGAAGCAGCCGAUCGUGAACCUGGGGCAGGGCUUCUUCGGGUACAACCCGCCGGCGUUUUUGCUGGCAGCGGCCAAGGCGUCGCUGGACCGGGUCGACUGCAACCAGUACAGCCCGACCAAGGGACGGCCACGGCUGCGCAAGGCGAUCGCGGCGGCGUACUCGCCGUUCUGGGGCCGGACGCUCGACCCGGAGACGGAGGUGACGGUGACAUCGGGAGCCAACGAGGGCAUGCUGAGCGUCUUCACGGCCUUUGUCGAGGCGGGCGACGAGGUGAUCGUGUUCGAGCCCUUCUUCGACCAGUACAUCAGCAACAUCGAGAUGCCCGGCGGCAAGGUCGUGUACGUGCCGCUGCAUCCGCCGGCCGACGGCAGCGAACAGACGACAGCAGCGUCGGCCUGGUCCAUUGACUUUGGCGAGCUCGAACGUGCCAUCACGCCGCGCACCAAGAUGCUCGUGCUCAACACGCCGCACAAUCCGGUCGGCAAGGUCUUCUCGCGCGCCGAGCUCGAGCAGAUCGCCGCCCUCUGUGUCCGCCACCAGAUCAUCAUCCUGUCCGACGAGGUCUAUGACCGCCUCUUUUACGUGCCCUUUACCCGCAUCGCCACCCUCGCGCCCGAGGUCGAGCGCAUCACCAUCACCGUCGGCUCGGCCGGCAAGAACUUUUACGCCACCGGCUGGCGCAUCGGCUGGCUCAUCGGUCCGCCCGACUUGAUCCAGUACGUCUCGGCUGCCCACACCCGCAUCAACUUCUCGUCCGUCUCGCCGCUGCAGGAGGCCUGUGCCAUUGGCUUCGAACAGGCCGAGGCCGAGGGCUUCUGGCAGACAUCCAUCACCGACAUGAAGGCCAAGAUGGACCGCUUCAACGAGAUCUGGAAGGAGCUCGGCAUCCCCUACUCCGAGCCCGAUGGCGGCUACUUUGUGCUCGUCAACCUCAGCAAGGUCCACUUGCCGCCCGACUAUCCUUUCCCGCCCGAUGUGGCCAGCCGGCCGCGCGACUUCAAGCUCGCCUGGUUCCUGAUCCAGGAGCUGGGCGUUGCCGCCAUCCCGCCCACCGAGUUUUACACCGCCGCCAACCAGACCAUUGCCGAGGACUACCUCCGCUUUGCCGUCUGCAAAGACGACGACGUGCUGGAGAGCGCCAAGGAGCGGUUGCGCGGCCUGAAGAAGUACUUACGGGAGUAG
This is a messenger RNA of Grosmannia clavigera kw1407, 1392 nucleotides long. Its product is annotated as aminotransferase, class i/classii. The coding region runs from base 1 to 1392 and encodes 463 amino acids. The transcript has a single exon. The record is from RefSeq and is a predicted model, not a curated record. Gene Ontology annotation, biological process: biosynthetic process. Gene Ontology annotation, cellular component: mitochondrion; cytoplasm. Lineage: Eukaryota; Fungi; Ascomycota; Sordariomycetes; Ophiostomatales; Ophiostomataceae. Gene Ontology annotation, molecular function: pyridoxal phosphate binding; L-kynurenine:2-oxoglutarate transaminase activity.